AUGACACACAUUGAAAUUCCAAGCGAAUUGCCCAAUAUUUUAAGAAAUUUUACACUAAGUGUAUUACGUACAAAACCACGCGAUAUCAUUGAUCAUGCCGUUGAUUAUUUUACGCAAUUACAACGACAACAGCAGCAACCAUCAGAACCACUCGUGACAGGCAGCAAUCCAGUUACAGCAGCUUCUUCAUCUUCGCCUUCUUCUACUAGUCAACAGUCGCAACGUCACCAAAUAUCCAAUCGCAAUGUUAUAUCAUCAUCAGGAAUUGGUUCAACUGUAGAAAACAAUAAUUCAACAAACGACAAAGAUAAAUUAAUGACAAGUGUAGAUGCAAAUAAUUCGAAAUAUAUUUCUAAUGAGCAUACAUUAUCAAUUUCAACAGAAGGACCAACAGAUAAUGGAGAUAGCUCAAGUGAAGAUGAAGAUGAAAAACAAAAUUCACUUGAUGACCUGGUCAAUGAUGAACAAAUGCGACGCCAUUAUGUGAAGAAAAAUGAAUUUCGUCGAGUAUCCGUUGCAGCGGAACGAUAUAAUCCCGAAGAUGAUAAUGAUUCUGAUGGCGAACAGCCUCAUGCUUAUCAAAAGAGUCAUGAACAACGUCAACGCUUAAAAGAUGCAGUUUGCAAUAGUUUACUAUUUCGUACACUUGAAGCAAAACAAAUCGAUCAAGUGCUUAAUGCAAUGUGGGAAAAAACCGUUCGACAAGAUGAAGUUAUUAUUCGACAAGGUGACGACGGUGAUAAUUUUUAUGUUAUUGAUAAUGGUAAUUAUGAUAUCUAUGUAUCAAAAGAAGCAGAUUUUAGUCAUCCAUCUAAAGUUGGUGAAUAUAUUCAAACAGGUUCAUUCGGUGAACUAGCACUUAUGUAUAAUCAACCACGUUCAGCAACAAUCAUUGCCAGUACAGAUGGUGUUUUAUGGGUGAUGGGACGACAAACAUUUCGUAAACUUGUUUUAAAACAUGCUUUUCGUAAACGACAAAUGUAUGAAAAAUUCUUACGUGAUCUUGCUAUUCUACAAUCUUUAACCGAUUAUGAACGAUCAAAUGUUGCCGAUGCUUUAAUUCCAAUUGAAUAUAAUAUAGAUGAAAUAAUAAUUAAACAAGGUGACGACGGUGACCGAAUGUUUUUUAUUGAAGAUGGUGAAUGUGAUAUAUUUAUGAAUGGUAAUUUCCAUAAACGUAUUAAUAAAGGAGAUUAUUUUGGCGAAUUAGCACUUCUUAAUCACGAACCUCGGUCAGCAACAAUUAUAGCAGCUAGUCCGAAAGUUAAAUUAGCUUCUUUAGAAGUUGAAUCAUUUGAACGUUUAUUAGGACCUUGUAUGGAUUUGAUGCAGCGUAAUACAUUCAAAUACCUUAAAUAA
Messenger RNA from Rotaria socialis, 1359 nucleotides. NCBI's taxonomy places the organism in Eukaryota, Metazoa, Rotifera, Eurotatoria, Philodinida, Philodinidae. The record is from the annotation of a GenBank genome assembly.